Molecule: messenger RNA, 1153 nt
Organism: Medicago truncatula (barrel medic)
Lineage: Eukaryota; Viridiplantae; Streptophyta; Magnoliopsida; Fabales; Fabaceae
Product: F-box protein PP2-B11
Exons: 3
Coding region: 106-900 (264 amino acids)
Molecular function (GO): protein binding
Source: RefSeq, a predicted model, not a curated record
GUUUAAAUAUGAAUUGACUUGAACGUGAACGUUGAGCCUUCAAUUCACACUCUUUCUACUCUUUCACUCUUCUCAUUCUUGUUUUCUUCUUUAGAACUCAAAAAAAUGACAGAGUUUGAGGAAUUGCCGGAAGGAUGCAUUUCCGCCAUUCUCUCUCGCACAACUCCGGCUGACGCCGGCAGACUCUCCGUUGUUUCCAAGACAAUUCUUUCUGCCGCCGAUUCCGACGCCGUCUGGAAUCAAUUUCUCCCUUCCGAUUCUCAUUUCAUCGACUCUAUCAUCUCCCUUGCUAACGUUCCAACCAAAAAAUCUCUGUAUCUAGCUCUCUCUGAUUCCCCUAUCAUCAUCGACAAUGAUCAAAAGAGCAUUCAAUUGGAUAGAAAGAGUGGAAAAAAGUGUUACAUGCUUGCUGCUAGAUCUCUCUCCAUUGCUUGGGGUAAUGAUGAUCGAUAUUGGAACUGGAUUGCUAUGCCUGAUUCCAGGUUCCCUGAAGUCGCUGAGCUUCUUGUUGUUUGUUGGCUUCAUAUUAGUGGGAUGAUAAACAUGCUUGCAUUGUCCCCAAAUACUCAGUAUGCAGCUUAUCUUGUGUUCAAGAUGAUUGGUGGCUUUGGAUUUCGGAAUCCAAAUUGUCCCGUGGUGUUAUCAAUUUGUGUCGAAGGUGGCCAUAAAAGUACUAAAAUUGUCUGUUUGGAUCCAAAUGUGGAAGGUAGGCUGCAUAACGUAGCAGUAGGAUUGCAACGCCCUAGUGUGAGAAGCGAUGGGUGGUUGGAGAUUGAAAUCGGGGAGUUCUUCAAUUCAGGCGAAGAAGAUGAAGAAGUUCAAAUGAAUAUAAAGGAGACAGAUGAUUAUAAUUCGAAGAGUGGUCUCUUUCUUGAAGGAAUAGAAGUCAGGCCUAAGUAAGACAAUUAAGUAACAUUCCAUGAACUAUGAAAGGGGUCUUGCAUCUAGUGGUGGUUUGAAGAUUGUCAAAAUACUAUGUUACAUAUAUGUUUCUUCCAAACUGUUUCUUUGUAAAGCAUAUGUAUGUACAACUUUUAUUUACAUGUCAUGGUUCAAUAUAUUGGGAUAGUUGUGUUUAUAUCACUUAUUACUAUUGAUUGUUUGAACUAUAUAAUAUACUUUGAUGCAAUAUGAAUUUGCUGCAAAUUAUUGA